AUAGCGUCAAAAUGGCGAAGAAUUAAAGUAAAAUGCAAACGCUAGGCCUACCGUAUCAAUCAUGGACUAUCGACCAAAACGAUACAUUAGCAAUUCCAGAAUUAAAGAUCCUUUUUUUGAAAAGCCUCUGCCAAAAUCAUUUUAUCAUCCAAGCCCAGUGAAGGAAGCAGAUGAGCAUGAGGCCAUUCGAAGUCCAGAGAGAAAAGUUGAUGUAUUAGGUAACAGUAAUAUUAUAUUUGCAACAACCUUACCCCAAGUAAAAAGCCAAUGGGUUGAAAAUGGAAAUAUAGGAAAAAGUGAUCAGUUUGAUAAUUUUGAUGAAACUUGGCCUGAAAAUGAAAAGUCCUCGUCCUUCAGUACAUCAAAAAAUGAGAGCAAUCUUAUGACAACACCAGAAGCAAGCCCAGUAAACCAUAACAGAAAUCUCUCUGACAUUGUUCAAAGCUUGGGAACCUGUGUCAAUAGAACCAAUAAUAUAACACAGCAAAUGAAAUAUGACACUGAGACAAAUGAAACUAGUGGUAACACAGCAGAGUCAGUUCUUCAAAAGUAUAUUGAGCGCUUUAGAAAUUCAGCCCCAAAACCUAGAGAAGAAAGAGUUAAGGAAAGGGAGACAACAAAACAAGAUUUUUGGUGGCUAAAUUCUUCACCAGGAAGUGUUUCCAGUUCCAAGAAUGUGGAAAGUAUCUCAAAAACCCAGAAGCAGAUUUCUGAUCAACUAAUGGUUCCUAAAAAGCUCACUAAAGAAGCUCUGCUUGAAAUGGAUCAGGAAACAUUACAGCUGCAAAUGAAAGCAGACAGACUCCUGUCACAGAGUGAAUUAAGUUUAGCAUCAUCUGGGCCUAUUGUCAGCACUGAAGGCUUAGGAUCGUCAGCCUCCAUUAGUGAUUUUAGUGCCAGCGAUGACCAGCCACCAUACAGGCCAUCAUUUAUUAGAAAUCAAGAGAGCUACAGCAGGCCAGCAUCAAAUUUAAUGAACUGGAGGCAAGGUGCCAAGUUUUCUGAAAAUGCUGCUUCUCCCUCAGAUGAUAUACUGGUUCGCUGGAGGUUGAAUAGAAAAAUGGGGGAACUACAGCAGAGCCAUAAUUUGGCUACCAAUCCAACACAUGGAGCUCUCUUACCUGUGAAAACGAGUGUUGACCCAAGACUUGAGGAGUUUCGGAAAAAAUUGCUUUCCCAGAAAGCUCAGAUUAUAUCUGAGGAUAUACAUUUUGAAAGACAGAGAAUGGCAAUGAUGCUAGAAGAACAUGUGAUGGACAAAAAAACACAGGAAGACAAAAAGGAAACCAUCACUGCCAUCUUGAAACCUCUAAAAGAUCCAAUUCUUGAAAGAUUAAGUCAGAUAACAGGAAGUGGAGAUAACAAUAAUUUUUCUGGUGCUUACACUGACCAAUUUACACAAACCAGUGCAGGUUCAUCUGCUAUCAAAACUGCAACAACAAAUGCAAACUUUAACAAUGCUUGUGCAGAGAAGAAAGCUGUCAGCUCAGAGAUUAAAUUUCAUGAGCCAGAACUAAAUAGAAAUAACACUGCAUCAUCGGCAAAUGUCCACGAUGCACCUGCUGCUCACAGUAACAUGCAAACUGUCGUUCACAUUGAUCACUUUCGUUCACAAGUGGUUUGUGAACCAAUGAACAGAGACUUUGUUCUUGAGAUGGGAGAUAACUCUUCGUGUGGUUUUGAAGUAGAUAGCGGAGACUCAAGCAGGACCGGAACCAGUGAUAAAACUAAAGUGAUAGAGGUCAUUUCUAGUGGAAGUAUGACUAAACAAGGAAACAGAAUCAAACAAGAUGGCUUGAGUGCCUCUGGUGAUUCUCAAGAAAGUGAUAAAUCUGUGGAGGAUAAUACUACAGAUACUGGUGAUAAUAUUCAACUCAAUAAACACAAUGCAGAAUUAAAAUCCAAAGAUUAUGAGCAUGUAAAUGAAAAGCAUGUUUACCAUCAGUUCUUGGAAGCAGAAAAACCUAAUGCAGCAGAUCAACUUAAUAACAAAAGCAGAGCUUCCCAAGUCACCAAUGCUAAAGAUUUUAAACUGAGGAAGGAAAACUUAGCUGUUAGUGGAGAGGAUGAGUUAAAGGCUAAACCUAGAAAGAAAGGUGUUCUUCAAAGACAAAUGUCAGAUGAUAGCGAUAAAGCUAGAUCUGAUGAAAACUAUGUACUGCAGAAACAGUCAGAAGCAUCAAGCAAUAAAUCAAAUGGAGUGUUAAAUUUCAACAAUGCUGAACAACCAGCAGGAGGGGCACACACAUUAGCUGUAGAAAAUGGGAACAGAAAAAAUAAAUCUAAUAGCGUUAAGCUUGAUUCUAAAAGCUAUGCAAGUAGUUCUCAAAACGUUGAGCAGAGGUCCAUAUCAACACCAAAGUCAGUGAGAUCAACUCCAGAGCCAACAAAACACCAAGUUCAAGCAGCUAUUGGUCAAACUGUCUUGGACCACAUGUUUCAAAAUUCAACUGUGAUAUCUAGUGUCGACAGCUGGGCCUCUAUGUUCCCCCAGUCCCCUGUACAGUCCCAAUCUUUGUAUGACAAUCACCAGCACUCCACACCCUCAACAGUACACCAAGAAGAAACAGAAAUACGACAUUUACAGAGUACUCCGGUCAAUAUUCCGUCACCAGCUCCCACUGUGGACAGUGAUGUGUCUUAUCAUUCUGAUGGUGAAUUUCCUGAAGAUUCUUUGCUAACACUACUCAGACAACAAAGAAGCCAGUAUUUAAGAAAAUUAGAACUGAUUGAAACAAAGCUGCAGGAAAUGAACAACUGAAGACAGUAUUUAAGAGUCUAUGCAAUUGCUAUUUAUUUAAAUUUGUACUAAAUGAUAUUUGAACUAUUUUUAUUUUUGUAAGAUGGUUUCAAAAUAUGUGUACAUUUUAUUUUGUUAUUGAAAUAAAUUAUUCUUCAUUAAAAUUGCUUGGGGUCAAACGCUUUUUUAAAGUUUGAAACAGA
Messenger RNA from Physella acuta, 2943 nucleotides. RefSeq lists its product as uncharacterized. The record is from RefSeq and is a predicted model, not a curated record. NCBI's taxonomy places the organism in Eukaryota, Metazoa, Mollusca, Gastropoda, Physidae.